AGCGGGAGGCGCGGCGGCGGCCGGGCUGCAGCCAUGCUGGUUCUGGCACACGCAGCCCGAGCACUACAACCAGCACGGCUCCGGCGCUACCUGCGUGAUGUGCUCGCGCUGCCCAUCUUCAAGCAGGAGGAGCCCCAGCUGUCCCCCGAGAACGAGGCCCGCCUGCCACCCCUGCAGUACGUGCUGUGUGCUGCCACGUCCCCAGCUGUGAAGCUGCAUGAAGAGACACUGACCUACCUCAACCAAGGUCAGUCUUAUGAAAUUCGGCUGCUGGAGAAUCGGAAGCUGGGAGACUUCCAGGAUCUGAACACAAAGUACGUCAAGAGCAUCAUCCGUGUGGUUUUCCAUGACCGUCGGCUGCAGUACACAGAGCACCAGCAGCUGGAGGGCUGGCGGUGGAGCCGGCCUGGGGACCGGAUCCUGGACCUCGGUGAGCAUGUUGGGGUUCUUCCCGGACGCCACCUGGCCUGGGCGGGGCAUCUUAGGGCCCCUGUCUUGUGUGAAACCCUGUGGGAGCUGGCAGUCACCAGGCCUGCUGCCAGGACAGCCCCACGUCUCCCCUCCCAGGUGCACUGCAUCAGCACAGAGUUCACCCCGCGGAAGCACGGGGGCGAGAAGGGGGUGCCUUUCCGAGUACAGAUCGACACGUUUAAGCAGAACGAGAAUGGGGAGUACACCGAGCACUUGCACUCCGCCAGCUGCCAGAUCAAGGUGUUCAAGCCGAAGGGAGCAGACCGGAAACAAAAGACGGACCGGGAGAAGAUGGAGAAGAGAACCGCCCAGGAGAAGGAGAAGUACCAGCCGUCCUAUGAAACCACCAUUCUCACGGAGUGCUCCCCGUGGCCCGACGUGGCCUACCAGGUGAACAGCGCCCCGUCCCCCAGCUACAACGGCUCUCCAAACAGCUUCGGCCUUGGCGAAGGCAGCACCUCACCGACCCACUCCCACCCGCUGGAGACCCUGCCCAUGGGCAGCGAUCACCUGCUCCCGUCCGCCUCCAUCCAGGACGCCCAGCAGUGGCUGCACCGCCACAGGUUCUCGCAGUUCUGCCGGCUCUUUGCCAGCUUCUCAGGUGCUGACCUGCUGAAGAUGUCUCGAGACGAUCUGGUGCAGAUCUGUGGCCCCGCAGAUGGGAUCCGGCUCUUCAACGCCAUCAAAGGCAGGAACGUGAGGCCGAAGAUGACCAUUUAUGUCUGUCAGGAGGUGGAGCAGAGCCGGGCACCCCUGCAGCAGAAGCGGGACGGUGGUGGGGACAGCGGUCUAUGUGUGUACCAUGCCAUCUUCUUGGAAGAGCUGACCACUUUGGAGUUGAUUGAGAAGAUCGCCAACCUGUACAGCAUCUCCCCACAGCACAUCCACCGAGUCUACCGGCAGGGGCCCACGGGCAUCCACGUGGUGGUCAGCAACGAGAUGGUGCAGAAUUUCCAGGAUGAAUCCUGUUUUGUCCUCAGCACCUUAAAAGCGGAAAGCAGUGAUGGCUACCACAUCAUCCUGAAAUGUGGCCUCUGAGCAGCACAGAGCGGCAGCUGCCUCCACCUCCCAGCCCCGUGGACCCCCUUGGAUGUAGGAAUUCACCAUCGGAAGCUGCAGCCUUCCUGGCCAGCUGCGGCUAGAAGGGACCUUGCUGAUCUAAGAAAGCUGCACACCGGCAGCCAGCAGAAACCCGCGCAGACCUCUGCAUGCAGAUCCCCCCGGCUCCUCUCUCCCUUGCUCUUGGCCUCCAGCUUUUGAAUGGUUCCUUGGUCCUUUCCCCACACCUGCCUCUCUAAAGAGGCCGACAGCGGUGAGGGGGGCGUCUGGUCUGAAACGCCUUGCUCUCCUAGUUGGAGGCUAGUUCAUGGCUGUCUUGGUGCCAAUGUGUUGGUUCUUUCUGACCACUCCCCUGCCUCCAGGCAAAGCUCGGCCCCACCCUUCGCCUUCUUCUCUGGUAACUGGCUCCAUGGCCAGGACUGCUGACCAGAUGGGGGCGAUUUGCCACCAUCAUCUGUCUUCGUGUUCAUUUCGUUCUCGAUGGUCCUGGUGAGCACCUGUCUGUCCUGCUCUUGGGUGGAUUGAUGGGAGUGGGGUUCACUCCGUGCCUUCUUUCACUUUACCUUGUUCCUAAGGAUCUGCUACUACAAAACCCUGAGAUGGGGCACCUCUCUGUGCGUGUGGGACCUGCCACACAGAACAAGGCCCGGGAGGGUGGGGAGUGAGUAGAAAGGCUGUUUUUAAGCUCAUUCUCACGAGUGUAAAAGGGAUGAGAACAAAAUAACUCCUGUUGAGUUCCUGUGGUGUAAUGUUAUUUCUCAGCAGUCAUGGGUGAGGAGGACUAGGACAGUGGUCGGCAAACUGUGGCUCGGCAAACCGCGGCUUGUGAGCCACAUUCGGCUCUGGCCUCGUCAGUGUGGCUCUUCCACAAAAUACCGGCUCUUCCACAAAAUACUGACUUCUGCG
Molecule: messenger RNA, 2436 nt
Organism: Myotis lucifugus (little brown bat)
Lineage: Eukaryota; Metazoa; Chordata; Mammalia; Chiroptera; Vespertilionidae
Gene: TFCP2L1
Product: transcription factor CP2 like 1
Exons: 14
Coding region: 34-1509 (491 amino acids)
Biological process (GO): regulation of transcription by RNA polymerase II
Cellular component (GO): nucleus
Molecular function (GO): RNA polymerase II cis-regulatory region sequence-specific DNA binding; DNA-binding transcription activator activity, RNA polymerase II-specific
Source: RefSeq, a predicted model, not a curated record